AUUUUUCACGUUAAAAAUGGAUGGUUCGCUUUUAUUCCGAGGAAAAAAAGCAGAAGUGGACCAGCAGCGUUCAGCAAGUGAGUGACGUGGGUUGCGCACGCACACACGCGAGCUGACACUUUGCGGAGCGCGCAGAAGACAGCGAGCGACAAACGGACGGUUUGGCUGUCUGCUGAAGUGAUCCCGCCAUGCGUGAAUACAAGCUAGUGGUGUUAGGCUCUGGUGGUGUGGGCAAGUCCGCUCUGACAGUUCAGUUCGUACAGGGAAUCUUUGUGGAAAAAUAUGACCCAACAAUAGAAGACUCCUACAGAAAGCAAGUGGAGGUAGACGGGCAGCAAUGUAUGCUUGAAAUACUCGACACAGCCGGCACAGAGCAGUUCACGGCAAUGAGGGACUUGUACAUGAAGAACGGCCAAGGCUUUGCUCUGGUUUACUCCAUCACAGCACAGUCUACAUUUAAUGACCUCCAGGACCUGAGAGAACAGAUUCUACGAGUAAAGGACACCGAGGAUGUCCCGAUGAUCCUGGUGGGCAACAAGUGCGACUUGGAGGAUGAGCGCGUGGUGGGCAAGGAGCAGGGCCAGAACCUGGCCAGACAGUGGAAUCACUGUGCCUUUUUAGAGUCCUCUGCUAAGUCAAAGAUCAACGUCCUCGAUAUCUUCUAUGACCUGGUCAGACAGAUAAAUAGGAAAACGCCAGUGGAAAAGAAAAAGGCAAAAAAGAAAUCCAACUGUGUGCUGCUUUAAAGACGCUCCCUUUCCUCCAGCCCCUGCAGCAGCUCUGAGCCAGAAAUGCUGUAAUGAAGAACUGUUGCCCUGAUUGGAACGUGCCAGCAUUCCAACAGCCCCCCCAUGCCCCACCUUCCUCCAUCAGCCAUAAACGGUGAAUCAGCUGACCGAACUGCUCCUAUCAAAGACGUGGGGUGAUGUACGACAGAGACAAAUACAACGCUUGUGUGUGAGAGAAAGAAAGACAGUCGGCUAGAGAAGACUCAGCUCUGGCCACUGAGGACACUUCCUGUAUGUAUGAAUGUGUGUGUGUGAGUGUGUGUGUGUGUCAUGAAGGACACUUCAUUUCUGCACCCAAGUAAAAAAAAAAAGCCUGUUUGACAGAAUAUCCAUAAGGCGGCUAAACGCACGCAGCGGCCCCAACCUGGCCCCGCCCUCUUCCGUUUUCUUUCUUUGCCUCGUUCAGCAAAAAAAAGAAAGCGGAAGGAAGUGAAACAUUCGAUCUGAUUGAGUAUUUCUCAUCUUUUUCAAUAUGUUGUAUUUGACAGAAAUCCUGGAAGUCAACCUAUUUAGUUGUGUGAUUUCUAAAUGUUCUUCAAAAACGAGCAUGAAAAAAAUGUCCAUCAGUUAAUAAUGUAGAUGUGUGAUAACCAAGUGGAAAAGUCAGAUUUUUUUUUUUUUUUUGGAUGGCCACAAACAUGUUCACCAUGUCAGUGACGAUAGAUGAAGAUCUAUAAUCUAAGAUCUAUAAUCUAUUCUUUUCUCUAUUCUUCCUCAUGGACUUCUUCUCUGAUGUGACUCCAUUUUAUACUAGUCACUGGGAUUUCAUAGCUCCCACAUAAUAUAUUCUAAUGCCAUUUUUUUUGCAUAAUGCUUCUUCAGACGAAAAAAGGGGUCUUUUAUAGAAGAAAUAGGGGGGGAAAUAAGGAAUGAUUUCUAUGUCUCUUGAAGCUGAAAUAUAUUAUACUAAACCAAUUCGAAUAAUGCUUCUUGUGUUUUUCUGUCAACAAUGUUCCAGCGUUUAUGGAUUAUUAAAGUACAUUUUAGUACAUUUUCAUGAUAUUGGUCAAUGUAUUUUUGUGAAUUAAACUUUUAACCAAAGU
Entelurus aequoreus (snake pipefish) is the source of this 1831-nucleotide messenger RNA. RefSeq names its product ras-related protein Rap-1A-like. The transcript has 8 exons. Lineage: Eukaryota; Metazoa; Chordata; Actinopteri; Syngnathiformes; Syngnathidae. The coding region runs from base 189 to 746 and encodes 185 amino acids. Gene Ontology annotation, molecular function: GDP binding; GTPase activity; GTP binding. Gene Ontology annotation, cellular component: plasma membrane. Gene Ontology annotation, biological process: negative regulation of synaptic vesicle exocytosis; cellular response to cAMP; Rap protein signal transduction. The record is from RefSeq and is a predicted model, not a curated record.